UUGCGUCUCCUGUUCCGUGCUUUGCACAGAAAAACGCUAGCAGCAGCAGCAGCCAGCAAGUUACAGUGGAAGUUUUCCCGUUUUCCACCGUCGUUCCCGUGGUCGCCGCCGUCGUCGUGGGUUGAAGAUGUCUUCUUAGAAUUCUUUCGGACGAUAACAGUAAAAUAACAUGCAACCUUCCGUCAUAGUGUAAAAAAACAAUCCUUUUAAUCUACCAGUUAUCGAGUACCGUACAAUCAACUAUUACGUGUGCGUCGGUCGGGUCGGGUAGAGAGGUGACAUCGUCGCUGGUCAGCUGGAAGGAUUUCUACGUAAAAAAGGAUUGGAAUAACGCAAUGAUUUUCGGUGUCAGUCUGUGUAGUAAUAAAGGACACUUGAUAAACUAAUUCACAGGCUGCGAACAAGUCGAGCACAAGAAGAGUGGGCAGAAGAACGUAAAAGAAAAGGAGGAACCAUUCGGAAACGAUAAGACUGAUUCGUGAACCGAGCAGCUAUUGUUUGUCUUUUGCUUGGAACCACAGUCAGUACAAGGGAAAAGAUUGGAAUUAUAAUAAUCAAAUAUACUGACACCCGCGGGAGAAGCGACAGCAACAAAAGCCUUCAAAAUUGACAGAUCACAAAUGCCCAGAGGCAAACGUCGGUCCGCAGCGGAUAUGGGACCCAGCGAAGACGACCGGCAAUCGUCCAAGAGACUUCGGAAUGCUUUCUUGAGCAGUUUAAGCUCACGGCGGUACAGCAAAGUGGACGACGCUUUCAGUCAGAAAAGAUGCCUGAAUUGGUUCCGCGAGUACACAACAGCAGACGAUCCGGAUACUUUGGGUCCCGAAGGAAUGGAGAAGUUUUGCGAAGAUAUCGGUGUUGAACCGGAGAAUGUCGCUAUGCUCGUACUGGCGUACAAAAUGGGUGCCCGCCAGAUGGGUUUCUUCACACAGAGCGAAUGGCUCAAAGGGCUGACAGAUCUGCAGUGUGACACCCCCGGCAAGGUGCAAUGCAAGCUUGAUCACCUGCGUAAUCUGCUAAACGAUCACAACACUUUUAAAGUAAUCUACAGAUACGCGUAUGACUUUGCUCGGGACAAAGACCAGCGCAGUAUGGACAUUGAGACAGCGAAAGCGAUGCUACAGCUGCUACUCGGCAAGCACUGGACCCUUUAUGCACAAUUCGCCCAAUUUCUGGAGCAGUCCAAGUACAAAGUGAUCAACAAAGAUCAGUGGUGUAAUAUUCUCGAGUUUUCCCGUACUAUCUCCAAUGAUCUAAACAACUACGAUGUCGACGGUGCCUGGCCCGUCAUGCUGGACGAAUUUGUCGAAUGGUUAAGACUUUUGCGAUCACAAUCGACGAUUAGCUGAGGAUUGUAUUAUUAAAGCCUGAUCGGUACACAAAUCAACACACAGCAAAAGACUCUCACAAACACACUGCAGCACACAAUCACACACUCAAAAAAUACACACACACGUAUAUGCAUGCAAAAGCAGCUUCUUUUCAGUCUGCAUCAAGUCGGACCUCAACUCACAAACAAACAAACAAACCAAUAACCGAUAGAGAUCGAAUGAAUUUCUCAGUCCUUUGAUGAUAUUUUGAAACAGAAGCUCCAUAAGCCAAGUCUUUUAGUUUAAUUUUGUUUCUGACUUCAUUUGUCUCCGCUGUAAUUAAUAAAUGAAAUGAAUACACACACAAAAAAUGUGUCGGGAGUUCGGCUGAAUUCGCCAUGUUUAGUUUAUUCUUAAUUAUUUGUUCUUUACAAUCCAUGCAGGACUUUCAGUUCCGCUGGGUUUCGAUCGUGAGACAUUGUAGCCUCAUUGGUUCAUGCUUUAAUAAUUUGUCUCUAUGUAGACGACAUUCGUUCUUUUUUAUACCUUAAGAUACUGCAGUUUAUAAUAAGCGAACCAAAUAAGGAACAGUAAAUAGAAACAAAUUAUGCGAAAAAUGAGGGAUCGUCAGGCAAAAGCUUCCGUAAACAAGGGAUGUUGAUUAAGGCAGCAAACAGGUCUAACCAGUGAGUCAAUAGCGAACAUUUUCGGCAAACAGUAAAUAUAUCUAUCACAAAAUUAAUACAACAAAAAAAAAACACUAAUAAUCAUUUAGGACCCCUAUUAUGGCUAACACACAAACACACUCAAAGAAAAAUGUAUGUUAUACUCAACCGAAAACGUAUAAUUCAUUACAUCAAAAUACACGGAAAUACCAGCAGGAACAGCAGGUGGACCGAAAGCGAUAUACGAUAUUUAAAUAGUAUCAAACAUCAUACCGAGCAUUGAAUGAGGAAGCGGUUUUAAAGCAACUUUGGAUGGAAUCCCCAUUGUAUUUUAGAAAAUAGGCAUCACGUUGGAUGAUAAAAUGCAGUGUGAUCGGGAAACUGCCCACAGUCAGCUGGAAUGAAUGAUCCAUAAUAAAACAAAACAACAAAUGUCGAUCCAAUUUUCUAGUGUGAUA
Molecule: messenger RNA, 2433 nt
Organism: Wyeomyia smithii (pitcher-plant mosquito)
Lineage: Eukaryota; Metazoa; Arthropoda; Insecta; Diptera; Culicidae
Gene: SCCRO4
Product: DCN1-like protein 4
Exons: 6
Coding region: 621-1349 (242 amino acids)
Biological process (GO): protein neddylation; positive regulation of ubiquitin-protein transferase activity
Cellular component (GO): ubiquitin ligase complex
Molecular function (GO): ubiquitin-like protein binding; cullin family protein binding; ubiquitin conjugating enzyme binding
Source: RefSeq, a predicted model, not a curated record